AUGCAGAGGAAACCCAGAUCUAGCGCCUUCAGCUCCGUCGACAAUCAAGCUCAGGGUGGAGAUGCCACCGAGUAUUGCAUGUGGUCGAUUUGGAGCAGAUCGGGGAAUGCGCGCCAGUCCAGGACUCAACGGGCGGUGGCUGUAACACGAACACGAACACUGACGGCGACUGCGGCUGUGAGAGUGUUGGUCCAUGCGACUGUGACGCCGGAGUUGACCGUCAAGGAGUCUCUUUAUGAGAGGAGCUUGAAGCUCGUGGUUCUGUUAGGCUAGCUAGUAUUGCGUUGGAGAGGUCUGUCUGUCUAUCUAUCCUCAUUCACCCACCAUUUAUGAUCUCUUGUCUCCAGACUUGUAGUCAACGUUGUGAUGUUUGACUCGGAUCUGAACGACAAACCAGUUAUCGCACUACUUUCCUUAUCACACUCGAGUAGGGAUGGCAACAAACUCAUGGACGUGGGUAUGAUCUCUCAUCUCCAGACUUGUAUAUAAUUUUUGCAUACAUUUCUC
This is a messenger RNA of Linum tenue, 507 nucleotides long. Lineage: Eukaryota; Viridiplantae; Streptophyta; Magnoliopsida; Malpighiales; Linaceae. The record is from the annotation of a GenBank genome assembly.